GGGGGAGGCAGGGAUCGAAGCUGACCUGUUUGCUCUUGUCCCCUCUCAACUCCUAGGACAAUGCUUGACACGUGAUUCUCUCCCUGGUAGGCUGCUCUCGCACCAGCGUUCCCUGCCGGUCAUGGAACUUCCAGAAGCUGAGGAGGCAUGCUCCGAGUUUCUGGACCAGCAGAGCUGAGGGUACCCAAACUUGUACUGAGGCAACUCUACUGAGGUCAGCCCCAUGGCUAUGCCACAUGGUUCAAAUGAAACUUCCUAUUUGCUACCUCCAAACAGUGAGGACUGGGGAGGGCACGGAAUUCCUGACUUUGUCUAUGGGCAGAAGGAACUCGUGCCAGAAGGGAUUCAGUGGCCAAGGAGCGGACCCAGCCUUCUGGAAAGACUGCCACUAUCUCGCUUUGACUCUGCCCUCUGCUUGGCCUGGAGGCAGCGGAUGGAGCUGGGGCUGUUCCGCUACUGUCUGGGGGAGCUGCAGACCCAAACCCUUCCUGGUGCCGUGGGUUUUGUGGCUCAGCUGAAUGUGGAGCGAGGUGUGCAAAGAAGGAGCCCCCAGAACAUCAGGAGCGUGAGGCAGGCGUUUGACCCUGAACAGUUUAACUUCAACCAGAUCCGGCCAGGAGAAGUCCUCUUCCGCUUGCACCGGGAGCCCGAUCUCCCCAGUGCUCUCCAGCAAGACGACAUCCUCGUGGUGAUCAAUGUCAGCCCCUUGGAGUGGGGCCACGUGCUGCUGGUGCCCGAGCCCGCCCGAGGGCUCCCCCAGCGCCUGCUGCCAGGGGCACUGCAGGCCGGGGUUGAAGCUGUGCUGCUGAGCUCACACCCAGGCUUCCGAGUCGGCUUCAACAGCCUGGGCGGCCUGGCCUCAGUGAACCACCUCCACCUGCAUGGUUAUUACCUGGCCCACAGACUGCCCGUGGAGGGGGCCCCAAGCGAACCCCUGGAUCCUGGGGGCCGUCUGCAUCUGCUCCAGGCCCUCCCAGCUCCUGGCUUCCUCUUCUACACUAGCGGGACAGGGCCCGACUUGGAAGCCUUGAUAAGCAGGGUAUGUCGGGCCACUGACUAUCUGACUGACCACGAGAUUGCACAUAACUUGUUUGUGACCCGGGGGGCUCCACCUGGAAAGACAUCAUCUUCCUCAGCCCUCACGGGGGUCCGAGUAAUUCUUUGGGCCCGGAAGUCCAGCUUUGGGAUAAAGGAAGGCGAGGCCUUCAAUGUUGCCCUCUGUGAGCUGGCUGGGCACCUCCCUGUCAAAACGUCCCAGGACUUCAGCAGCCUGACAGAGGCGGCAGCUCUGGCCGUCAUCCGAGACUGUCUGCUGCCCCCAGCCCAGGCAGGAGAGGUGCAGGCAGCACUGGUGGCCUUGAUAGCCAAGGAGGAGCAGUAAUCCUUCCAGAAGUAUUUAUUUUGUAACCAAUCUAAGUCUCUUUCUGGAAAGCUGUCCAUCAUGAUCAUGUGGGCACGUUCAUGAAUGCCUUCUCACCUGUCUCAGCCUAAGGGGAGGGAUAAAGAACUGGUAAGUGGUCUCUUUACGGAGGAGGAUACCUUGGAAUAAAUCGAAUGAAUGAGCCCUCAUGGAUGUAUCUGCUGCUUUUCACCUUUCUUCUUAGAUAAGCCCCAGGGAUGUCAAACCUAUUGUUAAGAAGGGAGUGUGUGCAAGAGUUAACACACUCCUGACUUGUAUAUGCCAACUUUUCUCUUCCUUUCUUAUCAAAUCUUAGCAAAGUGAUAGUUUAUCACUUCCUCUGUUCUUGCCUCUCUGCCUGUUCUCCCUUUGCCCGCCACUGAGUUGUAUUUCUUCAUCCUGCCCCUACAUAUGUCCCCUCCAUCCAUAUGCCCUAUUUAUAGCACAUUCUUCACCUACCUGGUCACCUUGAAUUUUCCUUCAGCCCCAAAGCUGAGCUGAGUGUUCUUCACAUACAUCAUUUCAUGUGAAAACAAGGUGUCCUCACAACUUGAAAGUUGCAGGUCCUCUUAAUACCCCCAUUUAACAGACGAAGAUAUGGAGGCUGACAGAGGUUUAGUAAUUUGUCCAAGGUCAGAUGGCUCAAAAGUAGUGGAGUCAGGACAGCAACACAGGCAAUCAGACACCUGAAGCCAAGCUGGGGCUGUGCACGUGUGACUGCCAUGUUAAUAAAGUCUCAUUGAGAUGAAGCAGAAUAUGCAUCACGACCCAUUUCAUAAGAAAAUCAGUUUAACAUUUAAAUUCCUAUAAACAAUUUUUGGUCACCCUCAUGUUUGGGCAUAUUGCAGUAAUUUCAGCUUAAUGCCUCUUUGUGCAAGCCUUUGCAAAUGUGGGCUCCAAUAACAUCACUUUAUUUUGCUCGCUCACUCUCUGAAGGGAGUGCAGAUGACCAUUAGAGCAAAGUGGACUUUUUGUGUAGAAGGUGAUGAGUCCAAAUACCAGGAUUUCCCCAGUUUUUUCCUUAGGAUUAAUGUUCAGAGGAGAGCCUUUUCUGGCCCCAAAUAAGUUUUUCCACAAAAAGUGAAAGUCAAAUAGGUUUUCUUUAUGGUGGUA
This is a messenger RNA of Physeter macrocephalus (sperm whale), 2512 nucleotides long. It is a transcript of the gene GDPGP1, whose product is annotated as GDP-D-glucose phosphorylase 1. Lineage: Eukaryota; Metazoa; Chordata; Mammalia; Artiodactyla; Physeteridae. Gene Ontology annotation, molecular function: GDP-D-glucose phosphorylase activity. Gene Ontology annotation, cellular component: cytoplasm. Bases 224 to 1381 code for a protein of 385 amino acids. Gene Ontology annotation, biological process: glucose metabolic process. The transcript is spliced from 4 exons. The record is from RefSeq and is a predicted model, not a curated record.